Messenger RNA from Piliocolobus tephrosceles (Ugandan red Colobus), 1254 nucleotides. RefSeq names its product creatine kinase U-type, mitochondrial. Gene Ontology annotation, biological process: phosphocreatine biosynthetic process. The coding region runs from base 1 to 1254 and encodes 417 amino acids. The transcript has 9 exons. Gene Ontology annotation, molecular function: creatine kinase activity. Lineage: Eukaryota; Metazoa; Chordata; Mammalia; Primates; Cercopithecidae. Gene Ontology annotation, cellular component: mitochondrion. The record is from RefSeq and is a predicted model, not a curated record.
AUGGCUGGUCCCUUCUCCCGUCUGCUGUCCGCCCGCCCGGGAAUCAGGCUCCUGGCUUUGGCCGGAGCGGGGUCUCUAGCCGCUGGGUUUCUGCUCCGACCGGAACCUGUACGAGCGGCCAGUGAACGACGGAGGCUGUAUCCCCCGAGCGCUGAGUACCCAGACCUCCGAAAGCACAACAACUGCAUGGCCAGUCACCUGACCCCAGCAGUCUAUGCACGGCUCUGCGACAAGACCACACCCACUGGUUGGACGCUAGAUCAGUGUAUCCAGACUGGCGUGGACAACCCUGGCCACCCCUUCAUCAAGACUGUGGGCAUGGUGGCUGGAGAUGAGGAGACCUAUGAGGUAUUUGCUGACCUGUUUGACCCUGUGAUCCAAGAGCGACACAAUGGAUAUGACCCCCGGAUAAUGAAGCACACCACGGAUCUGGAUGCCAGUAAAAUCCGUUCUGGCUACUUUGAUGAGAGGUAUGUAUUGUCCUCUAGAGUCAGAACUGGCCGAAGCAUCCGAGGACUCAGUCUGCCUCCAGCUUGCACUCGAGCGGAGCGACGGGAGGUGGAACGUGUUGUGGUGGAUGCACUGAGUGGCCUGAAGGGUGACCUGGCUGGACGUUACUAUAGGCUCAGUGAGAUGACAGAGGCUGAACAGCAGCAGCUUAUUGAUGACCACUUUCUGUUUGAUAAGCCUGUGUCCCCAUUGCUGACUGCAGCAGGAAUGGCUCGAGACUGGCCAGAUGCUCGUGGAAUUUGGCACAACAAUGAGAAGAGCUUCCUGAUCUGGGUGAAUGAGGAGGAUCAUACACGGGUCAUCUCCAUGGAGAAGGGUGGCAACAUGAAGAGAGUGUUUGAAAGAUUCUGCCGAGGCCUCAAAGAGGUGGAGAGACUUAUCCAAGAACGUGGCUGGGAGUUCAUGUGGAAUGAGCGUUUGGGAUACAUCUUGACCUGUCCAUCUAACCUGGGCACUGGACUUCGGGCAGGAGUGCACAUCAAACUGCCCCUGCUAAGCAAAGAUAGCCGCUUCCCAAAGAUCCUGGAGAACCUAAGACUCCAAAAGCGUGGUACUGGAGGAGUGGACACUGCUGCCACAGGCGGUGUCUUUGAUAUUUCUAAUUUGGACCGACUAGGCAAAUCAGAGGUGGAGCUUGUGCAGCUGGUCAUCGAUGGAGUAAACUAUUUGAUUGAUUGUGAACGGCGUCUGGAGAGAGGCCAGGAUAUCCGCAUCCCCACACCUGUCAUCCACACCAAGCAUUAA